Molecule: messenger RNA, 1663 nt
Organism: Durio zibethinus
Lineage: Eukaryota; Viridiplantae; Streptophyta; Magnoliopsida; Malvales; Malvaceae
Source: RefSeq, a predicted model, not a curated record
UGGAUACAGUCAGUGUCAGCAUUUCUUCUUACCAAAUAAAAAGGCUCCACAGUUUACCAUGUCAGGUUAAAACAGAAGAUGACAUCUUCGCGCUCUGACGCAGCGUGUUUGCUAUAAAAUCAUAGGCGCGCAACAAGAUUGCUAUACACGUCUGCUCAGCCUAACCUUAUCCCCCGUUGUUUUCUUGUUUUGUGCCUAACCUUGCCCGGCCCGCCUAUCCGCUGUUCCAUUGUUAAAUUUCAAAGCCCUAAAAACUCUCUCCUAAGGUCUCCGUGUCGAAACAAGCCCUUCUUUCAGGAAAGGGAAAAAAAUGAGUAGCCGCUCGAGCAGGACUCUUUACGUUGGAAAUCUUCCUGGUGAUGUUCGCGAGAGGGAAGUUGAAGAUUUGUUUUACAAGUAUGGUCCAAUAGCCCAUAUUGACCUGAAAAUUCCACCAAGGCCUCCAGGUUAUGCAUUUGUUGAGUUUGAAGAGGCUCGAGAUGCUGAAGAUGCUAUUCAUGGUCGUGAUGGCUAUGAUUUUGGAGGACAUCGUUUGCGGGUUGAACUGGCGCAUGGUGGUCGUGGGCAAUCAUCACUAGAUCGUCACAGCAGUCAUGGUGGUGGGCGUGGACGUGGACCUUCCAGACGUUCUGAAUAUCGUGUGUCAGUCACUGGAUUGCCAUCUUCUGCUUCAUGGCAGGACCUCAAGGAUCACAUGCGUCGAGCUGGGGAUGUUUGUUUUUCCCAAGUUUUCCGUGAUGGUAGUGGGACAACGGGGAUUGUGGACUACACCAAUUAUGAUGAUAUGAAGUAUGCUAUUAAGAAACUUGAUGAUUCUGAGUUUCGGAAUGCAUUUUCUCGGGCUUAUGUUCGGGUUAGGGAAUAUGAUUCUAAGAGGGACUCCUCCAGAAGCCCUAGUCAUGGUCGAUCUCUCUCAAGAAGUCGCAGCCCCAGCCGCAGUCGUGGUCGGAGCUAUAGUCGGAGCAGGAGCCACAGCAAGUCCCCCAGUGCAAAACCUUCGCGCAAGUCACCUGCUAAGUCAAGAUCAAGGUCUCCUUCUCAAUCCCGCUCUGCGUCCAGGUCUCAUUCUUUGUCAAGAUAUGGAUAUAUGCAGCAAACUGGGGAUUGGAUAUUAGGAACUUGUGGGAAUAUGGUUCAAUUGCAUGCAACUCAUUUGGUUGCAGAGUAUCAUAAAUGUCCGUGGGUGCUAGAUUGGGAACAAAGAAGACAACGGACUGCAAUAAUAGAGCUGGAUUUCUUUACAAGGAAUUGCAAUAGUAGAGCUGGAUUUCAGUGAAGUAAAUGCAUUGGAAUUUGCAAGUCACCAUCAUUGAGCGAUAGAAAUAUUUCACUGUCAAUUUCAGCUCCUGGAAAUUGCCAAGCUAAUAGGAUAUGCUAUGUGGAUUACCUGUGGAUUUUCGUGUCACAGUAGGGAAGCAUGCUCAUUCUCUAUUCACUGGUCGAAAUAUGAAAAAUUAUUCUUGAAGGAUUUCAAUUUGUUUGAUUAGUUUUUAUUUUUUUAUUUUUUAUUUAUCUUGCAUAUGUAGGCAGGUUUGUGAGCUGGUCCUACUUAUUAUUUCCUUAUUUAACUGCUAAAGAUUUAUGCUUUCUUUUUUAUUCCCUUUGAAUAUGGUGAUUCUGACAUGGAAGUGGCAUCAAGGCUCUUGGAUGUAAAGUUGUUAAA